Molecule: messenger RNA, 693 nt
Organism: Phascolarctos cinereus (koala)
Lineage: Eukaryota; Metazoa; Chordata; Mammalia; Diprotodontia; Phascolarctidae
Gene: OSTN
Product: osteocrin
Biological process (GO): hormone-mediated signaling pathway
Molecular function (GO): signaling receptor binding
Source: RefSeq, a predicted model, not a curated record
CUCAGCAUCAGGGCAAAGUUAGGGAGAAAAAGCAUAGCAACGUCUCUUUCAGCUUUGGAUCUCUUGAAUUUUGAACAAGAUGCUGGCCCGGAGAUUUGUGGCCACUCAUUUGAUCCUGGCCAUUUUCCUGAUGCAAUGGAGCAAUGGCAAAGGGCCUGGGGUCAAGGCAGCACCAGAGCAGGCCCUUAACUCCAUAGCUGAGACUGCACAAUCCCACAUUGAAAACACUGAAGAGAAAUCUGCCACUGAGCUGACCCAGAAACUCCUAUUCCUUGAUGAGCUGGUAUCCCUGGAAAAUGAUGUGAUUGAGACCAAGAAGAAAAGGAGCUUCCCUGUGUUUGGGGCUCCCCUGGACCGACUCUCAGCUGGCUCCUUCAACAUCAAAGGCAAACAGAGAAAAACGGUGGAGCUUCCAAAGAGGCGAUUUGGAGUCCCCAUUGAUCGUAUUGGGAGCAACCGUCUUGCAAACACCAGGGGCUAGUAGAAUCCAUGGAUGUUGCUUCCCAGGAUGACAUGUGACAGACACCCCAACAGAGAAGACUUUUGUCUCGUCCUAAUGAAUAACCCCCCAGCAACCUCAAGCCCUCCCCAUUCCCUGCAUCAGAUCAGAACCCUGUCACUUGCCCUGAACAUGUCUCAUUUCAGUGCAUGGCACUUUUCAUUUUAAACAUUAAAGACAAAUUUUCCAAGCUC